Messenger RNA from Varanus komodoensis (Komodo dragon), 2844 nucleotides. RefSeq names its product slingshot protein phosphatase 3 (gene SSH3). Gene Ontology annotation, cellular component: cytoplasm. The record is from RefSeq and is a predicted model, not a curated record. Gene Ontology annotation, molecular function: protein tyrosine/serine/threonine phosphatase activity; actin binding. Lineage: Eukaryota; Metazoa; Chordata; Lepidosauria; Squamata; Varanidae. The coding region runs from base 52 to 2343 and encodes 763 amino acids. The transcript has 14 exons. Gene Ontology annotation, biological process: negative regulation of actin filament polymerization; protein dephosphorylation; actin cytoskeleton organization.
UCCUGCUUGGCUUGUGGGCUGGGAGCGGAGGAAGAACUCCAGGGUCUGCGCAUGGCGCUUGUGACCGUCUGUCGCUCCCCGUCGGGGAGCGGCCACUCUACACCUACCGGCGGCAAGGAUGAAGAUGCUCCCAGGAGAAGGCAGCUGCAGAGACGCCAUAGCUUUGUCAUGGUCAAAGGGGCAGCUCUGCUCCUGCAGGAUGAAGAAAAGUUGGAGGCAGUGCAAGAGGGUCCAGCUACCCCUGUAGAGUCUAAGAGUGAGAAUGCGGCAGCAGGACAGCAGGAACUGCACUUGCAACAGAUGGUGGGACUGCUGCGGCCGGAGGACACCAUUCAACUGGCUGUGAGGCUGGAGUCAGCUCGAGCUCAUCGAAUCCGGUACUUGCUGGUCGUGUCAGCAGCGGAGAUGGAGAGGAAGAACGAGGUGGUGCUGCUUGGAGUGGACUUCCCUGAGGAAGGCUUGGCUGGCUGUACCUUGGGAAUGGUGCUUCCACUAUGGAGUGACACCCAGGUCUUCCUUGAUGGCGAUGGGGGCUUCAGUGUAACAUCAGGGGGACAGACGCGUAUCUUUAAGCCCAUUUCGGUCCAGACCAUGUGGUCAGCGUUGCAAGUGCUGCACAAGGCGUGCAGCGAAGCAAUCUGCAACAACUAUUUCCCUGGAGGGAGUGCACUGAGCUGGACCGAGUGGUAUCAGAAGGCUGUGACCUCUGAGCAGAGCUGCAUUAACGAAUGGCUGGCCAUGUCCGACCUGGAAUCUGUGCGGCCCAGCUCGUCUGCUGUCUUCUCUGAGCAGCCGACAGCACGGGAGAUGACAGAGCGGAUGAUCCGGGCCAAGCUGCGUGAGGUGAUGGCCACCACUGACCUGGAGAACAUCACCUCCAAGGAGAUCCGUACAGAGCUGGAGCAGCGAGUUGGUUGCAGUCUGAAGGACUACAAGGAGUUUAUUGACAAUGAAAUGCUGCUCAUCAUGGCCCAGAUGGAUCGACCCUCCAGGAUCUUCGACUAUCUGUACCUGGGCUCUGAAUGGAACGCAGCCAACCUUGAGGAGCUCCAAAAGAACAGAGUGACCCACAUCCUCAACGUGACCCGUGAGAUUGACAACUUCUUUCCGGAACACUUCACUUACAUGAAUGUGCGGCUCUACGAUGAGGAAAACUCACAGCUGCUGCCCUACUGGAAAGAGACCUACAGCUUCAUUUCAAGUGCCCGGGAUCAAGGCUUCCAGGUGCUGGUGCACUGCAAGAUGGGUGUGAGCCGCUCCGGCUCCACAGUGGUUGCCUACGCCAUGAAGGAGUACGGCUGGUCGCUGGAACAGGCCCUUCGUUAUGUGCAGGAGCGACGCCCCAUUGUCCACCCCAAUCCAGGCUUCAUGCGACAGCUGGAGUUUUACCAGGGCAUUCUGGAUGCCAGCCGACACAGCAGCCUAUGGGAACAAAAGGCAGUAGACACCCAGGCAGAAGCCUCUCCAGAUAUAAGUGAUGCCAGCAGUGAUUUCUCAGGGAGCUCAGACUACGAGACCCUGAGCUCAGAAGAUGAGCAAGAGGCGCAAGUGACAACCCCCCAGUAUUGCUUUCGGCCUUUGCGGGAACCUCCAGAAGAACCCAGCCAUCCUCUGGAUUCCCCUGAUGGCCCCAAAGUUAGUCUCCAGGCAUCAGAGGAACCUGGGACACCAGACGACUCGGGAGCUGAGGAGGUGCAAAGACACCUAGCAACUAUGAGAGUACCUGAGAAGCCAGCUAUGCUCCGACGGGAGCGCAUUAACCUCUAUGCUAUCAUGCGCAGCAUCAGUGAGAUGGAUAGCCCAGAACACAUCUCUCUGCCACAUACUGCCACUGAAGAAGAGGUAUUUCUUCACGCUGAAAGGAAGACUCCUGUGACCGUCAAGUCCUCUCCCAAAACAGAGGAGAGUUUAAGGUCAACAACAGACUCUACAGAAAAGCAGUCCCUGCCUAGGGAGGAGCACACACAGGUACACAGGCCUGGACGACGCAGGCGUAGGGCUCCGCGGGGCCGCUCCAAGCCCUGCAAGCAGCAUUCCUUCCACCCGGCCCCAGGCAGGGUGCACAAAGUCGUUCGGCAUAUGGAGUGUCCUGUCCCAUUUGGCCGCAAGCCCCCCUUGCAACACCGCCUCUCUGUAGCUCAGCUGGCUGAUGCUGCCCUGGUGGUAAGUCGGACCAAGGAGUUCGAGGAACAGGCAGAUCCUGAAAGCCUUCACAAGCUCCCGACGCCUUCUCAGCCAAAGUCCCAACCUGAAGAAAACACUGCCCCCCAUCCCCUGCACUCCUCGCGGUCCCGACGGGUGGUACGCCAGGCCAGUGUUGAUUUGGAGCCCAGCUCGGGCUGAAAGCCUGUUUCUACCUUUCUCUGGUUAUUUACUGGAGUGACUCAUGGGACCGAGAGGCUUACCAGAAGAGUUAUCUCUGACCAAAGGAAACUUCCUUACUCUCCCUAAGGCCUGGAAGAUGGCCUUCUGAACGAGGAGGAGGGGAGACUAGCCCUUCAGGAAACCACAACUGAGCUCAUCUCCACUUCCUUAGGCAGAACUGGUCAGAAAGAGAACAAGUGCUCCUCAGGGGCUUCCCUCCAUCUCCUUGUUUUGGGUCUCUCAGUGGUCCUGAAGACUGCACAGCUCCAAGAUCUUGGUUGAAAGGCACUUGUGGUUCGCUGCUUUUAAUUUGCCUAUGAUGCCCCUAUAUUAGAACCAAGACAGUAGCCUCUCACUGUGAUCUCACUGGGGAAUGAACUGCCCCUACUGAUUUUUGCACACGCAAACACAUACAGCCCCUGUGCCAUUGCCAGCUUCAUUCAGCCUGAAAAUAAAGAGUGAACUCAAUUUUACCAUUUA